AUGACGAUGUUGAAGCUUUGGGCGCUUGUGGAAAAUGACUUUGGGCAGGCGAACACUUUGACGCCAGAGCAGAUCACGGAGUAUAAAGGGGUGUUUGAGAUGUUCGACGAGGAGGGCAACGGCGAUGUGAAGACACAGGAGCUGGAGCGGCUCAUGAGCCUCAUGGGCAUCAACCCCACCAAGAGAGAGCUCAGCCAGAUGGCCAAAGAUGUGGACAAGGAUGGUAAAGGCACCUUUAACUGUGACAGUUUCCUGGGUCUCAUGGCUCUGUACCACGAGAGAGCAAAGAACCAGGACGCGGAGCUCCGAGCAGCUUUCAAAGUCUUUGACAAAGACUCCAAGGGCUACAUCGAUUGGGACACGCUCAAGUACGUCCUCAUGAAUGCCGGGGAGCCUCUGAACGCAGAGGAAGCAGAACAGAUGAUGAAGGAAGCAGAUAAAGAUGGAGAUGGAACUAUAGAUUAUGAAGAAUUUGUGGCUAUGAUGACAGGAGACUCCUUCAAGAUGAACUGA
Molecule: messenger RNA, 513 nt
Organism: Scleropages formosus (Asian bonytongue)
Lineage: Eukaryota; Metazoa; Chordata; Actinopteri; Osteoglossiformes; Osteoglossidae
Product: calglandulin-like
Exons: 4
Coding region: 1-513 (170 amino acids)
Cellular component (GO): myosin II complex
Molecular function (GO): calcium ion binding
Source: RefSeq, a predicted model, not a curated record